AUGGCUCUCUGGAUCAUAUCCGGUGCUUCUCUUUUGUAUUUUCUGGGCAGCAACGUCGCGAGCACGUUUGUAGAAAAGUACUGGCUGAAAUAUGUCGACGGCUUUCUCGUAACACUUCAGAUUGUCGGACUUUCCCUGCUUGUCGGCGCGUUGCUCAGUAUUCCUGUCGCGCUCGCGCGCAACUCGAAAUGGAAGAUUUUUUCGUGGCCAGCCUAUGGCUAUGUCUAUUUCUUCCGCGGAACACCGCUGCUCGCCCAGACUUUUCUGAUCUACUACGGCGCCGGUACCUUCCGGCCAGAACUGGAAGCUGUCGGGCUUUGGGGGUUUUUCCGGGAAGCCUGGUAUUGCGUGAUUUUCGCGUUUUCACUCAACACGGCCGCCUAUCAGGCCGAAAUAUUACGCGGUGCCAUACUGAACGUGCCGAAAGGCCAAUGGGAAGGUGCUGAGGCACUCGGAAUUUCAACGCCGGUCACCUUCUUCAAGAUCAUCCUGCCUCAGGCUCUGAUGGUGGCGCUGCGCCCCUAUGGCAACGAAAUCAUCCUCAUGAUCAAGGGCUCGGCAAUUGCCUCCAUCAUCACGAUCUACGACCUGAUGGGCGAAACAAGGCGUGCAUAUUCCAGAUCCUACGACUUCCAGGCCUAUAUCUGGGCCGCGGUGGCCUAUCUUUUGAUCGUCGAAACCCUGCGCCGAAUCUGGGACAAGAUCGAAGCCCGGCUCACGCGCCACCUGAAGCGGUGA
Molecule: messenger RNA, 738 nt
Organism: Effrenium voratum
Lineage: Eukaryota; Dinophyceae; Suessiales; Symbiodiniaceae
Source: the annotation of a GenBank genome assembly